AUGGCCCGUAAGCGCAAGAGCGUAGCUAGUUCUGUUGACUUGUGCCCGCGGGAUCUCGACGAGAUCCCGUACAUCGCUUGGAUGAACAAACAAAUCGCGGCCGGCCGCAAGCCCGCCGGCCCUUUGCCCGAAGGAGCGCCUGGUGCGGGGGACACCUCGUUCGAAGCCCCGCGCGAUGUCCCUACCCGCGGACGUCGUCAUGCCGACCGGGUUGCCUCAUCCCGCGUCAACGACGAUGUUGCCUUCGAUGACGAUGAUGACGCCGCGGACUCUGAUUACAACGAGUGCGACGAGGCCUGCGAAGACGACGCGGACUCUGGCGAGGAGCAGGACAAGGGCAUGUCCCCCUCCGAGGAUGAAGUUGACGCCGACGAGGACGCCGAUGACGACGAGGACGCUCCCGAAGAGGCCCAGCCUGCGUCCCCGGCUCCUCGUCGCGGCCGUGCGUCUGCCGCUGCGGGAACCAAGACUGCUGCUAAGGGCGGGGAACCUCCGCGUGCCGCUGCCAAGACCCGUAACUUGCAUCCUGUUAAGCGGAGCGUGUGGUUCAUGAAGGACGAGCGCGGGCCCCUCCUCGGGAAGCAGGGCUCUCAGUACUGGGCCCGCCUCGCGCGUCACCUCGAGAAGGAGAAUCCCGGUUGGGUGCGCGGUGUAAACGCGCUUCAGAAGCAGUGGCGCAAUCUUGUGAACAUGUACAAGCAGAUCAAGAAGGGGGAAAAGGCGAGCGGCAAGGGUUCCGUGUGCAAGCCCCACUGGUACCCGUACAUGGCGCUUUUCCAGAACAACAAGGCGGUGGGCAACCCUCACGCCGUCGACGGUGGCGGUGCGGCACACGUCAACGUGCCGUGCGGGUACGCGGUCCCGUCCACUUCGGCGCCCUGCACCUCUACGCCGACAUUCACUGAGACGGCGACGAUGGCCGCUGCAAAGCUGGUGUGCGAGACGAUCAAAGGCUGCCACUCAGACGCCAUGAGCAGGCUCGAAGGCCUCGUCCGCGCGUGGAUGGAUCAGGACGCGCGUAUUGCUCGGGAACGCGUGCAGCAGCCCGCACCCUCCCCGCAUGUCCGCGACGACAUCCCUGCCCACGCGGACAACAUGACCGACUCGCACGCCGCCGAAGGCGGCGACGACGGCUGGCUUCGUCGCGGGCAGGCGGGCGAAGACCCCUCUAACCCAGAUGCGGGUGAGGAGGUGUGGGUCCGCGGCGCCGCCGAGUGA
Messenger RNA from Closterium sp. Naga37s-1, 1218 nucleotides. The record is from the annotation of a GenBank genome assembly. Lineage: Eukaryota; Viridiplantae; Streptophyta; Zygnematophyceae; Desmidiales; Closteriaceae.